Rana temporaria (common frog) is the source of this 1337-nucleotide messenger RNA. Its product is annotated as P2Y purinoceptor 8-like. Bases 231 to 1265 code for a protein of 344 amino acids. The record is from RefSeq and is a predicted model, not a curated record. Gene Ontology annotation, biological process: positive regulation of Rho protein signal transduction; phospholipase C-activating G protein-coupled receptor signaling pathway. The transcript is spliced from 2 exons. Gene Ontology annotation, molecular function: G protein-coupled receptor activity. Gene Ontology annotation, cellular component: membrane. Lineage: Eukaryota; Metazoa; Chordata; Amphibia; Anura; Ranidae.
GGGUGGAAUUGAAUGCUUGAAUCAACUUUUAAUCAUGAUGAAUUUCAAAUUAAAAAAAAAUGUGGUUAAUAAAAUCUAACAUCUAGGACAGGAUGUCCCAGUUAUACGCUUCUCAAACUUGAACAACAACUUCAUUUUUUGUUGCACCAGCGAAAAGACACUUAAUUACAUUUUACAGGAUUCUAUUCAGUUAAAAGUUUUCUGUGCUCACUGAAAGACAGUGGGCAAAGAUGACUGAAGAAACCCCUUUUGCAUUUACUGGAAAUAACACCAUCGAUGGCACAAUAAUGUCUGGUUUAUCCAACCACACACUGGAAAUGCUGCAAAGUAAAAUGCUGCAAAAUGUCUUACCAGCAAUAUACUUAUUCAUCUUCAUUGUCAGCACUCCACUAAAUGUAACCAGUCUGUGGAUUUUCUGUCGGAGCCAGUCGAAGAAUCCAACAAUGGUGUUUAUGAUCAAUCUUACCGCAAACGAUUUGGUCUACAGCUUGACGCUCCCGUUCCUGGCUGUCUAUCACCUAGGAGGAAAUAACUGGCCAUUUGGAGACGUCUUCUGCUCUGUAACAAUUAUAAUGUUCUAUGCAAAUGUGAACUGCUCCAUUCUAACAAUGAUGUGUAUUAGUGUGGAGCGCUACGUGGGUAUUGUGCAUCCUCUGCGUUUUCAAAAAUGUAUGAACAUCAGAAAGGCAUUUAUUUUAUGUUUGUUGAUCUGGGUGCUAGUUUUAUCAAUUGACAUACCUUUACUUUAUACUAAGAUGACAUUCUAUGUGCAUGAACUGAACAUACUUACUUGCUUUGAUAUUUUACCUAAAAAUAUGUUUUCUUCUCAUGUGGCUUUCUAUUUGUAUUUUGCAUGCCGCUUUCUGGUUUUCUUUGUUAUUCCCAUUGUUACUAUGGUAAUUUGUUACUUGUUAAUCAUUACAACUCUUCUGCGUUCACAUAUCAAGCAGUCUACUUUUUCCAAAAAGCAGACAAUUUAUACAAUAGUAGUGUUGCUCUUAGUACUGUUAAUAUGUUUUGUGCCAAAUAAUGUGAUUCUUAUCGCUCAUUCGCUUCCAUCAAACAAACAGUACACCCUAUAUGUGGCCUACAAGCUUUCCUUAGCUUUGAGUGGCUUCAAUUGCUGUUUAGAUCCCUUUGUUUAUUACUUUGGAUCCAAAGAGUUUCGACAGAAUGUGAAGAGUAAAAUGUAUUUUCUUUUUCAUAAAAACAACACAGACCAAACUAUGAAAACCCACACAAGUGAAGUUAUCACGUUAUCUUAAAGUAUUAUUUAUUACAGGUACUUAUAUAGUGCCGUCAAUUUACGCAGCAUAUAUUGUACAUUCACAUCAGUC